AUUAUCGGCUAUGGGGCAAAUGUGAAGAGAGUUUUUCGUUCAGGUUAUUUAUGUGAUUUUACCCCGUAUAGAGGUCUCGCACGCAUCGAUGUUAGCGGCAACGCCAAAGUUUGUGUGGCACUCAAUGGAGCUUCAACCAUGUUUUCAAGGUAAUGUGCUGUUCUUGGUGCGGCGUCACAUAAUCAAGUGGAAGAGUCAUCAUAGAUUUGGUUCAGAUUCCGGGAACCAAAAUAUCUGUGAGCAUUUGAGAUCAGGAAAGAGAUAUUCCUCAAAGAGUAUUAGAACUUCCAUUUGUUGUUCAAAUGAUGCAGGGAAGGGUCCAUAUGUACCUUCUAUUACCCAAGUAACUGAUGCAAAAGUAAUUUAUAGUGUCGCUCCUGCCAAGGGUCAUAACCAGGAGUCACAUCCAGAAUGUAAUUUAAGAGUUCCUGCAAUUGUGAGUGCUCUUGAAAAGAUGGAACUAACUUCAAAGGUCCGUGGCUCAAAGAUCAUUGAACUACAAAAUUUUGGACCUGCUUCUAUAAAUGAUAUUGCAAGUGUUCACGCAAGAGCUUAUGUCUCUGGCCUCGAGAAGGCUAUGGACCAGGCUUUAAAACGAGGCAUUAUUGUCAUUGAUGGUUCUGGACCUACUUAUGCCACUUCCACUACAUUCCAGGAAUCACUAAUUGCAGCUGGAGCUGGAAUUUCCUUGGUUGAUGCAGUGGUGGCAGCAUCACAGGUUAGCCAGGACCCUGCUACGGGUUUUGCUUUGAUAAGACCCCCAGGUCAUCAUGCUGUCCCUAAGGGUCCCAUGGGAUUUUGUGUUUUUGGAAAUGUGGCCAUUGCAGCUCGCUAUGCCCAACGUGUACAUGGAUUAAAGCAUGUUUUCAUAAUUGAUUUUGAUGUUCACCAUGGGAAUGGAACCAAUGAUGCUUUCUAUGAUGAUCCAGAUGUAUUCUUUCUGUCAACUCACCAAGAUGGAAGCUACCCAGGUACUGGCAAAAUUGAUGAGAUUGGUCAUGGAAAUGGUGAAGGAACAACGCUAAAUUUGCCUUUACCAGGAGGGUCAGGUGAUAUAGCCAUGCAAACUGUGUUUGAUGAAGUCAUUGUACCAUGCGCUCAAAGGUUCAAACCGGAUAUUAUUCUUGUUUCUGCAGGUUACGAUGCACAUGUAUUAGAUCCACUAGCGAAUCUGCAGUUUACAACUGGAACAUACUACAUGCUUGCGUCUAAAAUUAAACAACUUGCCAAAGAUCUAUGUGGGGGACGCUGCGUGUUUUUCUUGGAAGGAGGGUACAACCUCGAAUGUCUUUCACAUUCAGUUGCAGACUCAUUCCGGGCUUUUCUUGGUGAGCCAAGCUUGGCACCUGAGUUUGACAACCCUGCCAUCUUGUAUGAAGAACCGUCAACCAAGGUAAAGGAAGCUAUUCAGAGAGUCAAACACAUACAUUCCCUGUGAAUAUGUCUGAACCUACUUUGUGGUAUAUUAUAUAAUUCGGUGUAGACAAUCACUUUCGUUUGGUUGUCUUGUUAAUUAGUUUGAUACAGAUUCUUAAAUGUAAUGGUAGAUAUUAAUUAUUAGUUAUGACAUGAUAAAAAAUAAAACUGGAUAAUGAGCAUUCCUUUCGUCCAAUGCUGGUUUUUCUGGAAUUAAAUGUUGGGAUUAUGUACCCUUCAAGCCAA
Cornus florida is the source of this 1662-nucleotide messenger RNA. RefSeq names its product histone deacetylase 14, chloroplastic. The record is from RefSeq and is a predicted model, not a curated record. Gene Ontology annotation, biological process: chromatin organization. The transcript has 9 exons. NCBI's taxonomy places the organism in Eukaryota, Viridiplantae, Streptophyta, Magnoliopsida, Cornales, Cornaceae. Bases 89 to 1438 code for a protein of 449 amino acids. Gene Ontology annotation, cellular component: histone deacetylase complex. Gene Ontology annotation, molecular function: histone deacetylase activity.